UGUUUGUGGGGAACUUGAGAAUGCUUCAUAAGCCUAAUUCAGCCUUCAAAAGAGGCUCGGAAACAUGAUAACUCUUUCACCGGGGAGCAUAAACCGACUUGUGCUUCCACAACUUCCUCGUUGUGGCGAAUCUGCCGUUGCAACACGGUAGCUGCCUCUCAGAGCCCACGACGGGAAGCUUGUGGAAUCUGCUGCGGGCAGAACGGCGCCAGGGCUUCUUGGGCAGUCAUGGCGGCGGCUUCCCCCAGUACCAGUGGCUCCGCGCCCGAGGCGGCGAGUUCCACAGAAGCCCACCUGCAGUACAGCCUUCUUCUGCAAUACCUGGUGGGCGAUAAGCGCCAGCCCCGGCUCCUGGAGCCUGGGAGCUUGGGCGGGAUACCGAGUCCGGCCAAGAGUGAGGAACAGAAGAUGAUUGAGAGGGCGAUGGAGAGCUGCGCCUUCAAGGCGGCGCUUGCCUGCGUGGGAGGAUUUGUUUUGGGAGGUGCAUUUGGGGUGUUCACUGCCGGUAUUGAUACCAACGUAGGCUUUGACCCUAAGGAUCCUUACCGUACGCCGACUGCAAAAGAAGUCCUUAAAGACAUGGGGCAGAGAGGAAUGUCCUAUGCCAAAAAUUUUGCCAUUGUGGGUGCCAUGUUUUCCUGUACUGAGUGCUUGGUAGAAUCUUACCGGGGAAAGUCAGAUUGGAAGAACAGCGUCAUUAGUGGCUGCAUCACUGGAGGAGCCAUUGGUUUCAGAGCUGGCUUAAAGGCUGGGGCCAUUGGUUGUGGAGGUUUUGCUGCUUUCUCUGCUGCAAUCGAUUAUUACCUCCGGUGAAAGAGAUUGCCUGUGGAGGAGGGGAUGCCAGCCCAGGAUCAGAGCUCUUCUUCAAGGAUAGUUUCUUUACCACUUGGCACUUGCUUGAGGGGCAGAAGACAUUUGUUUUCCCUCACGGAGCUGGUGUUUGAGGGAAUUGCCUGGCUGCUGCUUUCUGCUUCCAGCCUUUAGAGCAGCCAUGUUCUACUGCUGUGGGCUUCCUCCAAGCCUUCAGGGAUGUUCUGUGCCAGACUGUCUCCGUAGAGCAGAUCAGGAGACUAGCUACUGACUGUUAGGAAUUAAGUUCCACAGACGCUGAGUCCUGACUGCCUCCAGCCUUCUGGGUUGUUUGCUGCCGUGGGCAGGAAGGUGGCAGCGUGUUUACACCAGCCCGGGAAGCUCCUUUGCCUUGGAACUUCAUGCGAACGUCUACUGUGCCUACCAGGGCAGGGCAGAGUAAACUUAUGCCAUCCAAUCGAUUAUGUCUUUUUUUUUUAGUAGUCAUCCUUAUUAAAAUAUAUUUAUAUUACAGUUUAAAAA
Messenger RNA from Chinchilla lanigera (long-tailed chinchilla), 1332 nucleotides. It is a transcript of the gene Timm22, whose product is annotated as translocase of inner mitochondrial membrane 22 homolog (yeast). The record is from RefSeq and is a predicted model, not a curated record. NCBI's taxonomy places the organism in Eukaryota, Metazoa, Chordata, Mammalia, Rodentia, Chinchillidae. The coding region runs from base 229 to 813 and encodes 194 amino acids. Gene Ontology annotation, biological process: protein insertion into mitochondrial inner membrane. Gene Ontology annotation, cellular component: TIM22 mitochondrial import inner membrane insertion complex. The transcript is spliced from 4 exons. Gene Ontology annotation, molecular function: transmembrane protein transporter activity.